This is a messenger RNA of Cinclus cinclus, 734 nucleotides long. RefSeq names its product proline-rich protein 9-like. The coding region runs from base 68 to 676 and encodes 202 amino acids. The transcript has a single exon. NCBI's taxonomy places the organism in Eukaryota, Metazoa, Chordata, Aves, Passeriformes, Cinclidae. The record is from RefSeq and is a predicted model, not a curated record.
AACUCAGGCAUUCCUUUCCUCAGCCAGACACAAACCCAGUGACACCUCACAUCGCGUUGAGCACGGGAUGAUAACCUGUUUUUUUUUUUGGUUUUUUUUUUGGUCUCUUUCCCAGCUUUUUCCCAGCUUUUUUCCCAGCUUUUCCCCCAACACCUCUCCAAGGAUGUCCUACUACUACGAGCAGUGCAAGCAGCCCUGCCUGCCCCCUCCCAUCUGCCUGCAGAAAUGCGCCAAGUGCCCCGAGCCCUGCGCCACCCAAUGCGUCGAGGUCUGCCAGGCCCCCUGUGCCACCGGCUGUGCCACCCAGUGCGUGGAGCCCUGUGCCACCCAGUGUGCCACCAGCUGCGUCCCUCAGUGCGUGGACGUCUGCCCCGCCCAGUGUGCCACCGGCUGCGCCCCGCAGUGCGCGGACGUUUGCGUCCCGCAGUGCGUGGACGUCUGCCCCGCCCAGUGUGCCACCGGCUGCGCCCCGCAGUGCGUGGACGUCUGUGCCACCCCUUGUGCCACCCAAUGUGCCACCAGUUGCGUCCCCCAGUGCGUGGACGUCUGCCCCGCCCAGUGCCCCGAGCCUUGUGUCACCAAGUGCGUGGAGCAGUGCCAGGCCGAGGUUUGCAGCACCAAGUGCGUGGAGAAGUGCGAGACCGUGUGCCUGGAGCCCUGCUCCCGUCCCUGCUGAUCCGGAGCCGCUGAGGAGCCGGAGCCACGCGGUUCCGGGAUGAAGAACGCGGCGCAGA